GAUUGGCUGCUGACGUGGGACGGAAAGUAUAAUAAGGGCUGCAAGUGGCGCCUGAUUUGUGAAUGAAAUAGUAGGAGCGAAAGUUACAAAAAGCUUCUGCUGCAGAAACCGGUAACUAGCUGGGAGCGGACUGUGUGGAAAUGAAGUACAUUAUAGGUAUCGGAGGUGUGACAAAUGGUGGGAAAACCACUCUGACGAAUAGAAUUCGCCUAUCAUUACCAAAUUGCUGUGUAGUACAUCAGGAUGACUUUUUCAAGCCGCCAGAUCAAAUAGAAGUUGGGGAAGAUGGAUUUAAACAAUGGGAUGUGAUCACAGCCCUCGACAUGGAGGCGAUGAUGAGUACUGUCAACGCCUGGAUUGACAACCCAGUAAAGUUUGCCCGAUCGCAUGGAGUGAACGUCACUCCAGUCUCCGAUGAGCAGAGCGAUCCAGAGAAAGGAGUUCACAUAUUGAUAGUGGAAGGGUUCCUGUUGUAUAACUACAGGCCAUUGGCUAAGAUUUUCAAUCGAAGCUAUUUCUUAUCCCUUCCAUACGAAGAGUGCAAGAGUCGGAGGAGUACAAGGAAUUAUACAGUUCCUGAUCCACCUGGUUUGUUUGAUGGACAUGUGUGGCCAAUGUACUUGAAACACAGGAAAGAGAUGGAAGCCAACAAUGUUGAUGUUGUGUAUCUGAAUGGUUUGAAGACCAAGCAGGAAAUCUAUCUACAAGUGUAUGAAGAGAUUCAAAAUCAAGUCCUGAAUUGUUCAUAGGGCCUGUGGUGGACCAAGGACUCGAGUGAAAAAACAAGUUUUAAGUUGUAAAUAGUUGAAUGUCCCUGCUUAAAAACAUUUGCCUCAUAUAGAUGCUCGGUUCCCAUCACAUUAGGUUCAGGUUUAAUCUUACAAUCUUAUGUAUAUAGUUGGACAUGUUUUAAAUUAUUUCCAUCUGUCAGUAAUGACAGUUCUUUUGAUGUUUUGAGAGUCUAAUGUUUUUUAUUAACCUGGUCAGUUGUGUAACUUUUUACUUGAUUCUGUACAGUUUUAAUUAAUUAUGUAAACUGCCUGAGAUAUUGGCUAUUCCACUAUACUUGUCAUGUUACUGUAACCUUAUGCGUUUAGCCUAUAUGUUGACUUUUCUAUUUUUCCAUUUACACUCAAUCUAUCAUUUAAUGUUGCCAUAUUCCCUUUUGGUUUUGAUGCAUUGUCCACUUUGAAUACUCUUCCAAGUGUCUUUAAGGGAAAGUGAGGCUGAACUCCCAAUCUGGCCAAGAGACAAGAUGUGACAAUCUGGCAUGACCAAAGUAGAAUCAGUUGAUUUUGAGAAUCAAGAACAAUUAUGCCUUGAAGGGAAAAUAAUUUGCACUUGUACAUUAUCAGCAGCUUCAUUUGUGCAAUACGUGACCCAUCCUCUUGUCAUAAAACAAACCUAGGGGCUUCUUAGUUCUGAUAGAUUGCUGUAACUUUAGAAAUUCCAUUUGUGCAUCUCCUGGAGCUUCUGGCAUUACACAUUGGAAUGGGGGAAAUCUCAAGCAAGGCAAUAGAAGACUCCUAUUUAAUUGUUUGAAAUUGGAUGUUUUUAAUGCUAUUGUAUCCAUUUUUUAAAAAUUGCUACAUUCUAACCAGAGGGCUAAAGCUGAAAGUUUUGAUGAGAUUUGAUGUAGGACUCAAUUACUGUCUGUCUUAUUUAUAUUUUACUAUUAGCAAAUGGAAGAUUGGCUUAAGACUCAUUGAUAGUUAAAAUUGUUUGUGAAGCAGACAAAGAAAACUAAAUGAGUCUAGAAUUUGAAGAGAAAAGAAAUGGAAGGACAGACAUACUCAGGUUUACCAUUAUCUGUUAAAAGGUUGCAUUAUGUAACUUCAAUUGUUCAUUUAAUCCAAGGUCAAAUUUAGAAAUGCAGAACUGCAUGAGCUGUUAAAUGCCUCCUGAAAUUUAUAGAAUGAUUACAUAUACUGUGAUUAGCUGCCAAUGCCUGUAGAACUGUAUAACAAAUUCAUUGUGAAGGUUAGAUUAUAACCUUUGGUUUAAGGGCAAUUGGUAGAGACUCAAACAUACCUAAUUUAGCACUAAAUUGUCAAUUUUAGCUGAGACCCACCUCCCAUCCGCACUAUGGAGCCUUGAGAGAACCAGGACUUGCUGUGAACCCUCAAUUCAGGAACGUGUAAUGGUGGAGUUAUUUGAAGCCCUAUUUACUUCCUCUAGUGGCUUUCUACCUGAUGUCCUAUAUUCAGCUCCUUCUACUUCAAACAAGCUCAAGCUUAGAGUUUUUUCAGUCAAACAUCACCUUACCCAUUCGUGAUCAAUUCCAUUAGCUACCCUUCCCCAGCUAAAUGACUCUGGAUUCUAUCCUUGACCUUAAUUUUUCCCUAGAUUCACCCCUGAUGGAGCUGUGUUCCUUCAAUCUCCACCAUGAGCUAUUUCUUGUUCUGAUUUCCCUUUUAUACCUGUUCUUUUGGAACCCCCCUCCUUGUUAUUCAAAAUUUUUUUUUUGUUUAACCCUGACUUUUCCUGCUCUCUUGCGUUCAUGCACUUAUGUAGAGAGAGAGAGGACCAUAAAUGCUUUGUGCUCAGGUUGUCUAUAUCCACUACUUCAAUGCUGUGCUGUUAGAGGGUAUUGUUUGUGUUAAAGUGAAUGUAAACAUUCAUGAAGAAGGGCAAUAUUAAUCACUCAACAUCACAAAAUAGCCAUCUAAUUUUCUAUCACAUUGUGGAUUGUGAGAGCUUGAGUGUAAAUUAGCUGCUGCAUUUUCUACAUUACCACAGUGACUCUUGCAAAAGUAAAUGCACUGGGAGGUCCUGAGAUUGUGAAUGGUGCUAUAUAAAUGUAAUUAUUUUUCGAUUAGAAGCUACACCAAGUACCACCUUCCACUGUGUUCUAAGCAUUUCAUCUUAAGAGACCAUUCAGUUGUCUGUCCUGUGUCUUGUAACUAUAGCAAAUUGCUUGCUCCUAUUUUGAACUGUUUGGUGAAAGGGAGCAAAAUAAAAGGAGCUGGUAAUAAGCAA
This is a messenger RNA of Carcharodon carcharias (great white shark), 2979 nucleotides long. RefSeq names its product muscle-specific beta 1 integrin binding protein (gene mibp). Gene Ontology annotation, cellular component: cytoplasm. NCBI's taxonomy places the organism in Eukaryota, Metazoa, Chordata, Chondrichthyes, Lamniformes, Lamnidae. The record is from RefSeq and is a predicted model, not a curated record. Bases 141 to 749 code for a protein of 202 amino acids. The transcript has 8 exons.